This is a messenger RNA of Spathaspora passalidarum NRRL Y-27907, 1983 nucleotides long. RefSeq lists its product as uncharacterized. The record is from RefSeq and is a predicted model, not a curated record. The transcript has a single exon. Lineage: Eukaryota; Fungi; Ascomycota; Pichiomycetes; Serinales; Debaryomycetaceae. The coding region runs from base 533 to 1507 and encodes 324 amino acids.
CUUGCGGACUAGAGGGUAAGUCCGAAGUCACUGGAUCGAUGAUAUUACAGUCGGCCCUGAGGGUGUUUCUGGUAUCUAAGAACAAGUGUGUCAAUUCACUGGCCUUUUUGAGUUCAUCCUUGGAUAUAUCGUGGGACGGAGUUUGCGUGGGUGUCAAAGGGGUACGUUUGUUUUGGAUGACUUCUUCCACAGUAAUGUCCAAGUCAAAACCAGCACCGUGUUUCUUUCUGGGUUUGACAUCGUUGUACUGUUGUUCUUGCUCUGGGUCAUGCUUAGAUUUAGGCGAAUUUUUCGAUGGUUGUCUGUGGAGUGUCAGGUCAGGUGUCGUCACUCGUGAUAGUCGUAGUUGUGAAGCCACCGAAUUACCCGAUGCAAGACGAGUAGCACCAGGCUGGGACAUAAUUGUGUAGUUGGAUAAGCAAUAACAGGAGUGUGUGUUGCAAGAAUCCCGCUUUUUUCUAGUGCUGAUAAAUCAAAAAAAUUCCGUUGCCUCCAACUCACUCGUCUACUUUCCCCAAAACAUUCCACCGCUAUGUCAAUUCAGUUCGUGAAAUCCACUAGUGAUUUCGAUGCAUACUUGUCUUCUAACAAGUAUUUGGUUGCUAAUUUUACCGCAAGUUGGUGUGGCCCGUGCCAGGCUAUAAAACCGAUAAUUGACCAAUUUUACGAGAAUGAAGAAUAUACCGGGGUCGAGAUUGUUCGUGUUGAUCUUGAUGCCCAGAAAGAAUUGGCAAGUAGAUAUACCAUUACUGCAGUGCCAACAUUCGUGUUCUUUGAAGAUAAGAAGGAAAUAAGCAGGGUUACAGGUGCAAAUAUCAACGCUGUGACUUCCCAACUUAACACCUUAAACACCAAAGCUGUGCUGCAGGGCGCGAAACGUAGUGGAGGCUCGUCUGUUAGUGUAUUAGAACCUGGUGCUGGUAAGGAAGUCAAGCAGUUUAUUCCUAAGGGGUACACUUUAUUGAACACCGCCAUUGACUUUGGAAAUUUUGAAGCGUUGAAUUCAAUGAAGUUGUACGAAGGUGAAGUAAAGGACAUUCUCAAGAUUGACAAUGAAAUCAGUGGUGUUUGGUCUGAUGCCGAUUCACAAAUGAUUUUCUUUAUUCCGUUAUUGAAUAUUUGUAAAGUAUAUUCAAUUUUAUUUAAAUUAAAGAAGGGGGAAAAGUACUCUACUGAAGGGUUAAAAAUUGAUAAAGAAGAUUUGCAAUCAGAAAGUCAAAUACCCAACAUUGUUAAAAUCUGGCCAAAUGUCCAAUCAAUUAUUUCAUUUGAUGAAGCAUCAAACGGUAAUGCAGCCCAUUCUGAAUCAGUGGAUGUAGACAAAAUCAAGGAUGACUGGUAUGAAUUUAAGUUAAAAUUUGUUAGGUUUCAAAAUGUCCAAAACUUGUGUGUUUUCUUAGAUGGUGAUGAUGAAGAUUUCCAUACAGUUGUGGAAAAGAUUGUACUUGUGGGUGUUAAUGGAGAUGCUAUUAAUCAAGGUACUGUUCAAAGUUUAGGUGAAGAGUAAGAGUCGUCUUGUACAGAUAGGUUAGAAUUAGAUAUCUAUAAGUAAACUAUAUUCAAACACCUUAAUCUGGGUGAGUUCUUUAUGUUUAGUGUAUUAUGUUAAAAGUAGAUUCACCCCAACUUACCACAGCGCGGAGAAUCCUAUUCUUAUCCCCGAGAAGCUCGCCAAUAAACCUCCGAAAAAUCCGGAGACAAUUUCACCUCUGGUUUCCACAACGUGCCGAUGUACGACAAGACAUGCAAUGUCAAGUGCGAUGAUAUUUUCCAGAGGUAUACGACACAUGCUGGAAAACAAUAGACGAAUCAUUUAUCGUUACUGGAGUGACUUCUCGGAACUUCGGAUAAGUUUUUCGUCCGCGUGUACUGCAUACUCCUAUAGUUACUUAACUAAUACUAUAUGUCAACAUACAAGUAAUAUAAUAAAAAAGAAAGUUGAAGACAUUAUGUUAACGAAACAAAAUUAGUAGUUAAUUGGAG